Molecule: messenger RNA, 1917 nt
Organism: Trichoderma atroviride IMI 206040
Lineage: Eukaryota; Fungi; Ascomycota; Sordariomycetes; Hypocreales; Hypocreaceae
Biological process (GO): regulation of DNA-templated transcription; DNA-templated transcription
Molecular function (GO): DNA binding; DNA-binding transcription factor activity, RNA polymerase II-specific; zinc ion binding
Source: RefSeq, a predicted model, not a curated record
AUGGCUCAAGCAGUCGCCGACGUGCCCGACACUGGCCUCGCCAGCAAGCCCGAAGACCCAGCCAAGGCCUCCGAGAUCAAAGAAGACGGCGACGGCCCCUCGCGCGAGUCGGCCGUUUCUGCCGCCUGCCUGGCCUGCCGGAGCAAACAUCUCAAAUGCGACGGCCAGUCCCCAUGCUCGCGAUGCGUUGGCUCCAACUUCGAAUGCAUCUACGUAGCUUCUCGACGCGGCUACAAGGGCCCUCGCCGAGGAACCGCCCAGAACCCAAACAAACGCCAUGCCACCUCUCCUCCGGACACCGACUCCAUCAGCAUCGCGCCGUCCGAGUGCCCCAUGCUGCUGGGCGCCGGAGUCUCCAGCGCCAUGUCGGUGCCCGUGCCGUCGAACCCAAUGUCCAUCCACGGCUUCAGCCCCAGCUUGAUGCCCGAGGCGUCUCCAGCAGCAUCUUACCAAGACACCCCGGGCGUCUCGCAAGCUCAGUUGUACAGGUCAUAUUGUAGCAUCAACGGCAUUGAGCCGAACGGCCUGGUGACGGGUACCCACCUCCCUUUCCCCGCUCACUUUCCCAUGCAGACCCUCCAGGAGAGGUGCAUCGACUCAUUCUACCGUUACUUUCAUGGAUCGCACCCUUUUGUGCUGCCCAGGGAGCACCUGCUGCCGCUUGCCAAUGGGACGACCCUUGACCCACUGAUGGCCGUGAUCCGAUGGGUGGGAUCGCUCUUCAUCGAUGUCGGCAAAUCAAGGCCGAGUCUGUACGAUGACGCCAUGCGUCUUCUGGACGACUUGAGCUUUCCUCAGGACGGAUUCAAGGUCCAGGCCAUGAUGCUGUCCAUCGUUGCCCUGGACGGCUGCUGUGAAAACACAAAGGCAGCCGAGCUGCUUGGCCGCACCGAGACACUGGCCCUCCAGAUUGGUCUUAACAAGGGGCAUUUUGCUUCUCUAAAUGGGCGGGGCAACCCAGUGCUGGAGGAGAGUUGGCGGCGAACAUGGUGGGAUCUGUUCAUCAUUGACGGCAUGAUUGCCGGCGUUCAUCGAAUGACCAAUUUCUUGCUCUAUGAUGUCCCUACGGAUGUCAACCUUCCAUGCGAGGAAUCGCAGUAUUUUGCAGGGCACAUACCUCCACCUAUGACCUUGGAAGAGCUAGAAGACCGGGACUUUUCUGGUGAUGAGCGCCGAUUCUCUUCCUUUGCGUACAGGAUUCUCUGUGGACGAAACCUGGGUAGAUUUAUGAGGACACCUCCCAUCUAUGGGCCAGAGGAUGAAAAUUUGGGUCGCAUCGAGGCCCUUCUUACCAACUGGCGACUCCAUUUGCCAGAGGAUAAGAAGGACUCGUUAACAGCCAACGGCCAACUGGAUGAGAUGAUGUUCCAGGCGCAUAUGAUGAUGUACGCUACGUCGAUCCUGCUUCACCAACCUCAUUCGCAGCUCGACUCGUCGCCCUCUCAGAAAAUCACCUCCUGCGCACCGUAUCAGCUCGUUCCGGCUGGAGACCUCUUCAACAAGCAUACAAAGCACACAAUUGCAUCGGCAAACGGCAUCAGCAAGUUGAUUACGCACCGAGUGCCACUGCUGUCUCACACUCAUUUCUUCACCUGCGUCAUCACCCUCUCUUCAAUUGUGCAUCUCAAUAAGUGGGCGCUCUUCUUCAUUCAACACGACGAUGACGACCUGAGACAGCAGAUUCGUCUCAAUAUCGGCGCCUUGAAUGAGCUAUCCGCCGUAUGGGGCGCUGCGGACAGAGCUCGGGGGCAGGUAAAGGGCGUUGCCCAGGAGAUUUAUCACAUCAAGAAAGAGCAGCAGAAGAAUCCUCAGUUCUGGCUUGGUUUCACUCAAGAGGAUGUUAUCAACAGCAUUGCUGCUGAUGAAUCCAUCAUCAGCAACUUUGAUGACAUGACGCCACCGCAUUUGCUCGGCUAA